This is a messenger RNA of Colletotrichum fioriniae, 765 nucleotides long. RefSeq lists its product as uncharacterized. The record is from RefSeq and is a predicted model, not a curated record. Lineage: Eukaryota; Fungi; Ascomycota; Sordariomycetes; Glomerellales; Glomerellaceae.
AUGGACGAAGACGACUCCCUCGCAAUCGACCCCGAAAUGGCAGCCUUCAUGGGCUUCGCCUCCUUCGGGACCCAACCGGCUGCCAAGAAGCGCAAAUACAACCACCGCACCGACGCCGUCUCCUCCGCGACCGGCGCGAACCAGACCGCCCUCGCCCCUCGCGCUCCACGCCCCGCUCCGUCGACGACGACCGAGAUUGCUGCUGAUCCCGCCGCCAACGCUGAUGAGAUAGCCCUCAACGAUGACGACGAAGACGACGGAACCGUUGCUGCGGUUGCCGCUGGUACUGCCGCCGGAGAAGACGUGGACGCAGAGGAAGGCGGCGCAAAUCUCUACACAGACCCAACCGUCGCUCCCGCACUCGCCCACGCGCAAAGUCUGAUAGACGAACUCGCCAAUCGGGGCGCGGCACCAGAAGACGGAACCUCGGCACCGCAAGCGCAGAGCACAACUUCAUCCCUUCCAACAUCAUCGGCUCUGCCCCAGCGGCCCGACGCGUCGUGGGGCAAGGAAAUGGGCUCCGCUCCGACGACGAUGCCGACGAGGGAACGCUCGGAACAGCACCAGCACCAGCAUCAGCACCAGCACCAGCGUGGCGGUCGCCAGGGGUACCAGCAGCAACAGAGGAAUGAUGGCAAGCCUUGGUGGGAGGGCUACUACGACCCCGCGUCGAAUGAGAACCCAUGGGAGAAGCUUGAGAAGAAGGCUGGGGUUCUGUCCAAGGGAACAUGGGUCGCGAGGGGUGCCCAAGCUCAGACGGCUUGA